AUGAAGUUUUACAAUUCGCUUCUCAUUGCUGCAAAUAUCAUCGGCUUGUCAUUGGGUACUGACGCACUCACUAGUCAGACCUGUUCUGAGGUUAUAGAAGAAUGUCCUGACUUGGACUUCACCUUUCACUCUAAGAACGUCAGACUACCACUUGCUGAUAUCUCAAUCUCUGAAGUUGUCUGGACUGGUGGCGACACGUAUGAUGUCACAGUGAACUUCAAAGCUAAAGAGACUCUCAUGGAUAUCAAGUACCUCACAGAAUUGAAACUUCUUGUUGACGGAGGUGUUAUAUUCUCUAGAAAUUCAGGUGAGCGUUAUAUUUCUGAUCCAUCUGACUGGAGCUUUACCAUUGCACUCAAUUUGGUGCCUGACGAAAAUUGUCGCAUCAGGCCAAAAAUUGACAUUCAAUACGACUGGUGUACUGCAGGUGUCAUGACACUGGGGGACGAUAAGGAGGCAACAAUACCGGUCGAAGGUGCAACGGAAGCCUGUGCUGCAUGGUCUCAAGUUUACGAAAAGUCCUAUGACUACAGUCCAGGUUGUAACCACGACGCAG
Molecule: messenger RNA, 556 nt
Organism: Williopsis jadinii
Lineage: Eukaryota; Fungi; Ascomycota; Saccharomycetes; Phaffomycetales; Wickerhamomycetaceae
Exons: 1
Source: RefSeq, a predicted model, not a curated record